UUGCAGACUUGGAGAACCCCCAACACAAAUAUUUAGGAUUAGGUUGUUUCCAUGUAUUUCCUGUCUCCCUAUUGUGUUUGACGAAAAUGUGCGUUUACUCUGCUGAGUGGCACUUCAACUCAAAGGAAACCGAAUUUGACGAUCACCUUUGAUGGAAUAACAUUCAAGUUCUGACUGGAUAGUAAGCUGCCGGGACGAUAAUAAGUAAUAAUAAAUAACACGAACAUAAUAUGCCUUGCCGGUUAUGUGAAUGACAAUACCCGCUGUGCAAGUCUAAUUAUCAUUUUAUACAUCUAAAUGCAAAUUACUGCAGUGGAAUUUUAUAUCGAGGUGCAAACUCAACAAUGAAUAGUUUGUGUAAAUCGUGUUAUAGCCACUCGAUCAUCCAGACACAUUAUUACUCCUCACAAGGAAAGAGGUAAAAAUAGCCCUUUUUGGGGAAUUCUGAGAAGAUCGCCGUCGAGAAAAGAUGCUGCGGAUGGGAGUUUUUUUAUUCACAAUAGCUGCUUUGGCUGCAUCAAAUUCGGGAGAUCCAACAACAGCUCCAAGAGAGCACGUUGCAGCAACUACGUCAGUUGAAAAAGCUCCAAUAUCAUCAACUAAAAUACUUGGUUCAUUACCAAGUAUGCAGCUAACAGUUACAUCAUCAUUAAGUAUAGUUCAUGGUUCAUUACAAAGUGUAGGUUUGCAGCCAACAUCUACAUUAUCAUCCAUUAAAGUACUCGGUUCAUUACCAAGUGUGAAGCCGAAAGCUUCAGUGUCACCAACUGAAGUACUCCAUUCAAUACCAAAUCAUAGUGUGCAGCCAGCAGUUAGAGUAACGUCAACUGAACAACUGUCAGUGCCGCAAGUCAGAGCAGUAAUGUCAAGUUUGACAUUGCCAGUUAACGUGUCCAUCCCAGGACCUAGUAUAUCGCCGAGUUAUCCGACUAGAACAGGAGUAAUUUCUAUCUCGGCACAUAGUCCAUCAUCUAUUGUGAAGCCAACUACUGAAGUUUUGUCGACACUGGCACCUAGUCCAAUACCGACAGACAUUAUGCCAACUGAUGUAGUUACAUGGGUAUUUGGACCAAGUACAACACCCAAUGUGCUGCCUACUGUCGCAAUGGCAAUUUUGCCGAGCUCGGUGACCAGAGGAGCACCACGGAUCGUAUUACACAGUACGUCAGUUGUGUGGGUACAAGCACCAUAUACAGCAACGAUUGGGGUAGUCUUCAGCUCGAUGCCUUUUACACCACCUAUUGUGCUGCCCGAUACUACAAUGUUGUCGACUCCGGCACCUAGUCUAACACCGACUGUCAAUAUGCCCACGGAUGUAUUUACAUGGAUCCUUGGACCAAGUACAAAGCCAAAUGUCUGCGGUCAACUGUCGACUGUCUACAGCUAUCUACCGUCAACAGGAGUUGUGUCAAGCUCGGCGCUUACCACAACACCAAGUAAACUCCGGACUGAACUACCAGCCAACCACUCCAAAGAGGGUGGACGUCACACCAAGUUUUAUACCAGCCAUAUGGCGCGGACGACAACAGAAAGUACAGCUCCCAUCAAUAAAAAACUAAAUUUUGAAGAUGUCCUCUUUCAUCCAAGUGACAGCUCGUGGAGAAGCCUUGAAAGAAGAGUCUACGGAUAGGAAGUAUUGUGAUUCAACUGCGAUCGCGAGUGCAAAGUUCUUCAACGUCACUGGUUUGGUUGGCUGGUCUAGGUGGCGCCUCUGGCAACAACUAAGAUGGCGGACAGUUGGCCAUGUGACCAUGUUCAUCCUGAAAUUCCAUCAGGCAGAUGGUUUUGUAUGCUGCCAAUGUACUGGAUCUCUUAAAGACUAAUGUUUCCUAUAUAA
Messenger RNA from Lineus longissimus, 1837 nucleotides. RefSeq names its product mucin-5AC-like. Lineage: Eukaryota; Metazoa; Nemertea; Pilidiophora; Heteronemertea; Lineidae. Bases 470 to 1630 code for a protein of 386 amino acids. The transcript is spliced from 4 exons. The record is from RefSeq and is a predicted model, not a curated record.